AUGGAUGUGUUCAGCUCAGCGCUAAAAAACCCCUUGCCGCCAGCACGAAAAAGAUCGGACCAGCAAAAAUCCGAGCUGGCCGAAACGCUGAACUCGCUGUCGGAGCCCAGCCCCUAUGAACCAACGUCUAGGACGGUAUCCACAUACGCGCCGAAUGGCCAAACAGCAUCACAAUAUGGGGACCAGUCGCAGGCUCGAGAUAGUAAAAAGAAGAACCUGCGGCGGAGGCACAGAAACUCCCAUUUGGGCUGUGGAAUCUGCAAAAAGAGGCGGAUCAAAUGUGACGAGCACCUUCCACAAUGCUUCAACUGUCUCAAAGGCAGACUACAUUGCGCAUACUUGAAUCUUGAUGCGCCGGCUCAAACUGCCCUCAGAUUGGCGCAGCAGAAUCAGAGUCUUCGGGACGAGCGUGAAGAAGAAUUGUCUCCCAAACAAGAAGAAAAGCCCCGGCCCUAUAAAGAUGCACCGGUCGGCCCACGUCUCCAUCCUCCGCUGUACCCGUCAGUGAUUAGCCCACCCACAGAUCCCGUACCUGCGUACGCUAAUAACCCACCAACUGCAAGUUCCAGUGGGGCCUCGGCUGCAAACAACCCUGUACCACCGAAGUCAAUGGGUCCGCCUGUGCCCAUGCAAGCGCCUCUGUCGAUGAUGCACUCCAUGUACGUGCCGGUGUAUCAGCUCCAACAGAUGAGUUCUGCUAUGCCAUAUCCACAGCCCCCGAUGCAGGUAAUGCCAGGGCAACAGGCGCAGACAAUCAUGUACCUGCCAGAGCAAAUGCCCAUUCAAUACGCCUCUCAACAUAUCUCUGGAACAACCGCUCCAGGAAUGAGCGCCCCGUCAUACGCGUGCUACCCAGCACCAGCUCACAGUUUCAAUCACCAGUAUGAAGGGCAUCCUUCAAGCGGUUACAUGAUGCCCAUGCAAGGGCAAUAUGGUCUAUCCGCUCCGCGACCUGAGAGUGGUGCUUAUUACGCAUAUUCUGCACAAACCCCAGAGGUUAUGGUCUCUGCACCUAAAAGUGGCAUUCUGGCGAUCUCGGUGCCUUCUCAGCUGGUCCUUGUGACUCACGACUCCCCCUCGUCAAGCGUCACAUCAGUUACAGGUGACAAGGCUGAUGCACUGAGUGCAACUUCUUUGACGCGUGUUGUGGGCCACCCUGCUGAGAGUUCGAUUCCGCUUGCCUCCCUGCUCCCCGCCUCUCUGGGUCCCAGUCCGCUGUUGCCAUCGAUGAUAGGCGUGCCUGAAAUUUCGAAGAAUGCGUCUAUAAAAUUAGCACCCAUCGGAGGCAAGCAUGAUGCAAGCAGGCAUGACCCAAGCAAGCAUGAUCCAAGCGAAACAGAGAGCGUGACCAAAGAAACAGAAAAGAUUUCUUCUAUAAAAAUGCUCCUUUCAUAG
This is a messenger RNA of Metschnikowia bicuspidata var. bicuspidata NRRL YB-4993, 1395 nucleotides long. It is a transcript of the gene ZCF21, whose product is annotated as Zcf21p. Gene Ontology annotation, molecular function: DNA-binding transcription factor activity, RNA polymerase II-specific; zinc ion binding. The transcript has a single exon. Bases 1 to 1395 code for a protein of 464 amino acids. The record is from RefSeq and is a predicted model, not a curated record. Lineage: Eukaryota; Fungi; Ascomycota; Pichiomycetes; Serinales; Metschnikowiaceae. Gene Ontology annotation, biological process: regulation of transcription by RNA polymerase II.